Molecule: messenger RNA, 1603 nt
Organism: Chaetura pelagica (chimney swift)
Lineage: Eukaryota; Metazoa; Chordata; Aves; Apodiformes; Apodidae
Gene: CADM3
Product: cell adhesion molecule 3
Exons: 9
Coding region: 1-1143 (380 amino acids)
Biological process (GO): homophilic cell-cell adhesion
Cellular component (GO): presynaptic membrane
Source: RefSeq, a predicted model, not a curated record
AUGCCCAUCUGUUUCUCCAAGCAUGUGAAGGCGAAGAGCCAGCCCACGACAUCAGAUGAGACUGUGGUGGCCGGUGGUACAGUGGUGCUCAAGUGCCAGGUGGAGGAUCCCGAUGACUCCUCACUGCAGUGGUCCAACCCUGCCCAGCAGACACUCUACUUUGGGGAGAAACGAGCACUGCGAGAUAACAGGAUCCAGCUGGAGAGGUCCACACCCAACGAGCUGACCAUCAGCAUCAGUGAUGUGGUACUGUCAGAUGAGGGGGAAUAUACCUGCUCUAUCUUCACCAUGCCUGUGAGGACUGCAAAGGCCCUGGUCACUGUGCUGGGAAUCCCCCAAAAACCCCAAAUCUUUGGCCAUGAGCAGCCUAUUGAUGAGGAGAAGAUAGCCCGGCUGACCUGCCGAUCCUCUGGCAGCAAGCCAGCUGCCCAGCUCCGGUGGAAGAAGGGCAAUAAGGAGCUGAAGGAUGAGGGCACUGAAGUGGUGGAGGACCCCAAUGGAAAGACCUUCACUGUGAGCAGUCGAGUGGAGUUCCGUGUCACUAAGGAGGACAACGAAGCUGAGGUGACCUGCACUGUGGAUCAUGAGUCCCUGCAGAACUCCGAGAGGUCCACCACGCAGAAGCUGCAGGUUCACUACAAGCCAACAGCGAAGAUCGAGCCGCAUCCCCAGUACCCACGGGAAGGCGAGAAGCUCCAGCUGCAAUGUGACGGGCAGGGCAACCCCAUCCCUCAGGAGUUCCUGUGGCAGAAGGAGGGCAGUGACUCGCCACUGCAGCUGAGCUCCGACAGCAUCCUUAUCUUCCCUUUCCUCAACAAGAGCGACAGCGGCACCUACGUCUGCACGGCCACCAGCUCCAUGGGCAGCGUCGUGGCCAAGUACAACCUUGAUGUUAGCGAUGCCAGCCCAGUGCCCUCAACCUCCAGCACGUACCAUGCCGUGAUUGGUGGGGUGGUUGCCGUCAUUGUCUUCCUCCUGCUCAGUCUCCUCAUCGUGUUGGGACACUACCUGAUCAGACACAAAGGCACCUACCUGACCCAUGAGGCCAAGGGGUCAGACGAUGCCCCGGAUGCUGACACUGCCAUCAUCAAUGCAGAGGGAGGCCAAACUGGCGGUGAUGACAAGAAGGAGUAUUUCAUCUAGGGGUGUCAGAGAGAGUGAGAAAUGGAGCCAACAGACCCCGAUGGAAAUGGAAACCAGACCACAAACCCCACUCAACCCAACAGAUUUUUCUCUCGCGCCUGGGACGGGCAGGCAGACGGACAGAGGGAUGGCAGGACAGAGAGCAGAGAGUGACCAGCCUGAGACAUAAUGCUUCUUCUUGAACUUGUACAGAACGUUAUUACUAUGAACAGCGAAAGCCCUGGCCCUGUUUGCUUGCUUGCACCUCCAUCCCUGCAACUGGCGCUCGCACAAAACACAGACCAACUAGUGAGUGAGCGACUUUCCUUCUUCGUUUGGACCUUUGCUUUGGUUUUGUGGCUGCUCUUUGCUUUGGGCCCUUGGUUGGGAUGUUGGGCUGGGGUCAAUGUAGCUAUUUCCUUUGUUUCUCACCAUUUUGGUUUCUUUGACAUCCAAGGAUAAAAUCAGCUCCAGGUGCUGG